CCAUCCAAACCAUUGGAAAACAAAAUAAAAAUGAGAAUUAUAAUUGCCGAAGAUCCAAACUGGUCCCUGGAUUUGGUUCCCAGUUUGUCCAACCUAUGUCAACGAUGCAUUGCAGACACAAUUGAAGAUCAUCAGCAUUUAUUUGAAAAACUCACACCCCAGCUGAAAGAUUCAAUUCAGCCGAGGUUGUCUCUUUCCCUGCCUCUGCAUGUGACUGCCAACCUGGUCCCUGACGGUGUGUUCUGGAAGCGGUGCUGCCAGCAGCGGUGGAACAUCUGUGACAUUUCUCACUAUGGCCACAGCUGGAAACGAAUGUUCUUCGAAAGGCACUUGGAGAACUUGAUCGAACUUUUUGUCCCAGAGGAAACAGAGUUUAAGGUCAUUCUUGAUGUGCUCCCUCUCUGUAAAAAUUAUAUCAAGAGGUUGAACAUCACACAGCUGCUGCUGCCUUCAAGGAAGUUUGUGAAGGGGAGAGAUGAUGAUCAGCAUGAAGUAGUAAUGCUUACUAAUGAGGAGGAAGAUGAUAUGGCAGCUAGUCAUUUUGACUUUGGGAUUGUGUUGACUGAGCUGAUACACCUGGAAGAGUUCCAUUUGGCGUAUAAAAUCAAACAAUGUGGGAUGAACUUUGAAUGGUCAAUGUUCCAAAUAACCGACAGGGACUGUAGAGCCCUCACCACAGCUUUUAAAGCCUGCAAAACUCUAAAGGUUCUGAGGAUUCGUCAAAGUCAAAUUGACGAUAAAAAGUGUCGCCCGCUGCUGAGAUGCCUUAUGGACCAUCCUUCCCUGAUAGAGCUCGACUUAUCCCACAACAUCAUCAGAGAUGCUGGUGCCAGGUCUGUUGCUGAGUUGCUCUCCAAGGGCCAACUGGAGAAACUCAACAUUUGCAACAAUGAAAUCGACAUCCAUGGAGCCAAAGCCUUAGCUCAGGCUCUGUCAAACAAUUCCACUCUACAGUACCUAAACCUGCGUCUGAACCAGGUGAAGGAUGAAGGUGGGGAGGCCAUUGCCGAGGCCUUGCAGAACAACACGACUCUGAGAUACCUGCACCUGGGAGGUAAUGAUAUGACCUCCAUAACUGCUGUUGUGCUGUCAAAAGUGCUGCAAAAGAAUGAAACACUGAAGACCCUUAAUCUCUCCUGCAACAACCUUGGAGAGAUCGGAGGUAAAGCUUUGGCAGAGGCGAUGGUUCACAACAGCACUCUAACAGAAUGUGAUAUCCGCCAGACAGACAUUGAUGAGACUAAUUCUGCCUCCAUUAACAAGGCAAUUUGGGACAAUCAGUGUGCAGACUGGGAUAAGGAAGUUCAGCAGAGGAGAAAAAGUACCAUCUAUCUUUAAUACAAACCUGCAUUUAUCAGAUACAGAGUCUUACUCCAUAUCUGUAUCUUAAACCUUCUUUCAAACACUACUUCAUACACUUUUAACUUUAAUUUUAAGGAUUUACCUACCUUUCUGAAUUUUAGGUUUGUUUGUUAGAUGUUUUUUAAAAUGUAGCAUAUUUGUGGUUAAAAAAUAUUUUUAGCAUAUAAAUUUAUGAACCAAACAAACCAUUCUGCAGGAUUUCUAAUGUUGUAAGCAUGUGUUCACAUUAACAUUGAAAAUGGUGACAAUUUAAGGCAAAGUAACUUGAAAAAGUGAGCCACAGCUUUGAAAAAGAGGCUAUAUCACCACAGCACCAUGAACAUGCAUCAUGCUGUGCAGGAACAAGUAACAAAAUCUGGAAAUGUUUGAUACUUUGUUAUGAGGCCUAAUAAACAAGAAAAAGUUAUAGUACCUUAGAAAAAAAGCCACUAUUAACUCACCAUUACAUUUUGACACACACAUUUCAAUGUAUUGCAACUGAGACAACAAAAAGCUCAUGAUUUUUAAA
Xiphophorus maculatus (southern platyfish) is the source of this 1870-nucleotide messenger RNA. RefSeq names its product t-complex-associated-testis-expressed 1 (gene drc5). The coding region runs from base 31 to 1338 and encodes 435 amino acids. The transcript has 4 exons. The record is from RefSeq and is a predicted model, not a curated record. Gene Ontology annotation, molecular function: protein binding. Lineage: Eukaryota; Metazoa; Chordata; Actinopteri; Cyprinodontiformes; Poeciliidae.